Molecule: messenger RNA, 363 nt
Organism: Cylicocyclus nassatus
Lineage: Eukaryota; Metazoa; Nematoda; Chromadorea; Rhabditida; Strongylidae
Source: the annotation of a GenBank genome assembly
AUACAAAUGAAGAUCAUACUUUUAUUGGUCGCACUAUUUUGCAUGGCAAUGGCAACCAGCGUUGAUGUAUGUGUGAGCAAAGGAAGAGCUGGGUGCAUGGCAUUUUGCAAGCAUGGCGCUGCAGGUAGCACCAAGAAGAUAAUGAAAGGAUUCUGCGUACGGCGUCGAAAGUGCGAAAACUCGGGAAGAAAGAGAAGAUGUAGGAGGUCUCCAGUCUGCUAUUGCAGAUUUCCCCCAUAUAAAAUAGACAAAUAAAAUGGUUGUUGUUUUUUUUUCGGAAAAUUUUAAUAAAGUAAACAAUGCUUGUUAAAGUAAUCCUAUAUCUACCGAAAAUCAUUCUCUUUUCUUCUCUUGAUUGUACAA